This is a messenger RNA of Rhagoletis pomonella (apple maggot), 663 nucleotides long. Its product is annotated as peptidoglycan-recognition protein LB-like. The record is from RefSeq and is a predicted model, not a curated record. The transcript is spliced from 4 exons. Gene Ontology annotation, molecular function: N-acetylmuramoyl-L-alanine amidase activity; zinc ion binding. Gene Ontology annotation, biological process: peptidoglycan catabolic process. The coding region runs from base 1 to 663 and encodes 220 amino acids. NCBI's taxonomy places the organism in Eukaryota, Metazoa, Arthropoda, Insecta, Diptera, Tephritidae.
AUGUUACCAUGCCUGAAAAGAGCUUCGAUCCACGCGGAUGGCAUGGUCAACCUAAUCACAGCGAUCGAGACAAGCGAAGCCGGUGCCAUACCUAGCAGCUACGACAGGAAGCAGAGCACGGAUAACACCGAUGCAGAGGUACCAAGCAACCAAAUAUUAGGACACACGCGUGACUGGCGGCUAAUCACGCGCGCCGAAUGGGCCGCACGCGCCCCCAACAAGGUUGUUCAUUUCAGCGGACCCGCGCCAUACGUUAUCCUGCAUCACUCCUAUCAGCCGGGCGUUUGCCGGACGGAAGACGCCUGCAAAGCAGCGAUGCGUUCCAUGCAGAACUUCCAUAUGGACAAGCAAGGCUGGGCGGACAUUGGGUACAGCUUCGCCGUUGGCGGCGAUGGCAAUGUGUACGAGGGUCGCGGUUACGAGGUGGUCGGUGCGCACGCACCAAACUACAAUAGCCGCAGCAUUGGUCUGCUCUUAAUUGGUAAUUUCAUGGAGGAGCAGCCGCCAGCGCCAAUGCAACAAGUCGCACAGGACUUUAUUAAAUACUCGGUGGAGGCUGGUCAUUUGCGUGAGGAUUACAUUUUGCAUGGCCAUCGGCAGGUGCGCAACACUUUAUGUCCGGGUGAUGCACUCUAUGCGGCUGUGAAGCAGUGCCUUGUGUAG